Molecule: messenger RNA, 507 nt
Organism: Strongylus vulgaris
Lineage: Eukaryota; Metazoa; Nematoda; Chromadorea; Rhabditida; Strongylidae
Source: the annotation of a GenBank genome assembly
AUGAUUUAUGGGUACAUUCCACAUGUGGAGCGGUUUAUGAUCGCUGCUAUGAAAGCACGUCAAAGGCUACAAACAAGUGUUUAUUUGGAGUUGAUAAAGAUGUGGCUCAAGGUAGAAGAUACUGCUUUACUACAUUGCUUGCUCGAUGCUGACGAGGAGCAGACGUCCUUGUCAACGGGAUUGGACAGGGCAAAGGUAUUUAUUUUUGCUUAUAUUGUAAUGCAUAUGCAUCCGUAUGGUAUUGUCCAAGAAGGUGAGUCGUACUGCAUGGCUCGAACUGUUGUCGACCAUGCAGAUGCUAGAAAAAGUGUGGAGAGGCUGAUGAAAAAAUUUGAACGAAGAGAAACGUUGUUUCCGCCAUUACAAUUAUGUGAAAAGAAUCGUCUCCUAUAUUAUAGCGGAGCCAAACGCGCAAAUGCAAAAGCGAAAGGCUUUCUCAAAGCUGAGACAACGGGACUACAGUUAUGGAGAUCGGAAGAUAACGAAAUGCUAGUACAGCGUAUGUAA